Molecule: messenger RNA, 2676 nt
Organism: Penicillium olsonii
Lineage: Eukaryota; Fungi; Ascomycota; Eurotiomycetes; Eurotiales; Aspergillaceae
Source: the annotation of a GenBank genome assembly
AUGGUGAACAUGAGGGCUUUCGUCUUCGGCUUGCUUCUCUUGGAAGCCACUGCCAUCCCUCAGGGGAAUCCAUCUUCCAGGAGCCUGAGUUCAACUCAGAUUCAAUCUUCUAGUCAUGGCUCUGUCAUCCCUUCGAGCUCUUCGUCUUCGGUAGAGCCGACAAGCUCGACUGAGGCUUCCAACACACCUAGUUCAACCCCCUCGAGUGACUUGCCAUCUUCUGAUAGCUCAAUUAUCUCCACUGGGUCUUCGUCUAGAUUUGAGACCUCGACAGCGAUCAUUCCAACCGGAAAUCCCAGCACUACACCUGCUGCUCCGACAACCAGACCAUCCAGUCAAUCUUCUGUUGCAAGCUCUUCUGUGGAAAGCUCCUCUGGAAGUAGCUCUGCUCCAAGCUCUUCUGCCAAUGAGUCUUCGUCGGCCGGCUCUUCGACAGCGGAGCCAUCGUCACAAUCCACACCUGCAUCUUCUCUACCAGGAAGCUCUACUCAAGGCUCAUCGACUCCAGUAGCCACGCCAACUGCUACUUCAACUCCCGGAUCUAGCACUCCUGGGUCGUCUUCCACACCUGGGUCUUCCACCGCCGAAUCCUCUGUGCCGGGAAGCUCAACUCAAGACUCAUCGACCCCAGUAGCUACACCAACUGCUACUUCAACCCCCGGAUCUAGCACCCCUGGGUCGUCUUCCACACCUGGGUCUUCCACCGCCGAAUCCUCUGUGCCGGGAAGCUCAACUCAAGACUCAUCGACCCCAGUAGCUACACCAACUACUACUUCAACUCCUGGAUCUACUACACCGGGGUCUAGUAGUCCUGCAUCUUCUAGUCCUGGCUCGUCCACGCCUGAAUCCUCUGCAGGAACAUCUACGCAAAGCUCAUCAGCAUCAGUGCCCCCUUCGAGUACAUCAACGCCGGGGUCUUCCAGUGGAGGCACAUCGCAAACCGAGUCAUCAAGUGCGGCAUCCUCAACAUCUGGGCCAUCUACCACUUCGACUUCUGAAGACUCUAGCUCCACGGAUGCUUCCGAAAGCACUACCUCGUCGGACUCGGCUCUUCCAAUUAUCACUAUAACAUCACUGUCUACCUCGUCAGUCAGUACAGUGACAGGGGUUACCAAAAACACUGUCAUCGAGACAACCGACAAAGAAGGCCACCAUACCGUGGUUCCCUUCUUAUGGCACUGUUGGUUCUGCGGUGGCGGCGGACUCUUUGCUUGGGGAGUUGGUCCGGACCCUGGUAUCUAUCCUCCUCCUCCAGAUCCCCCUAUUACGAAUUGGCCAACGAUUACCAUUGGUCCUGACAGGCUCCCAACCCCUGAGCCCGAGUCUACUGCUUCUCAGCCUACAUCGACCGAGACAUCGUGCACAUCUACUUCGACAGUGACAAACACAUGGGCCUCAUGUACAUCUGUCACCAGUGGCACCUCAUCCGGUACCCCGAUUCUCACCGAAAGCUGCACCACCAGUACCUCUGUGGCGAGUGGUUGUACUAUCACAGCAACAGAUACAACAACAACUGCCACUGCCGAGUGCACCACCAAGACAGUGACCGACAGCUGGGUCUCUUGUACGCCUGUUCCAACAACCACUAGUUCCGGCACCCCGUUGUACAGCACGAGCUGUGUUACAAGCACGUCUGUAGUGACUGGCUGCAGUGCUACACCCUCUUCGUCAUCCACUAUGGCAACCACAACCCCGUCGUCUUGUAGGAUUGCCUCGACGGCAAGCCCCUUUGCUACUCUGACGGAUCCCAUCCCUGAUGCUCCUGACACAACUUCCACUCCGGAAUCCUCGUCGACGAGCAGUCGUCCCGCGUCGAGUAGCUCCGUCACUGUCACUUCUUCCUCAGCAUCCCCGAGUACUUCUUCCAACAGCACUCCAUCAAGUACCCAGCCGCCAACCUCGACCUCAUCGGGUUCUUCAAGCACCAGUUCAACUAGCGGACAAUCAUCAAGCUCGAGCUCAAGCUCAAGCUCAGGCUCUUCGACUAUCACCUCAUCCAGCACAUCCUCAUCAACCAGCGGGUCGGCGUCUCCAACAGCCACAAAGUCUUGCACCGGGGGCGACGGACUAACCUACCCAGUCUCUCUUCUUAACACAGAGGGCUCCACAUCCGGGAACCUAGACAAGUUCUGCAUCAAAGCCGCAAGCCACACAGACUGGCCAUACAAGCAAACCUUCGAUGGUGAAUAUGCCGGCGACACCAAAGCUGUAAUGGAAAUCUCAACUCAAGACGGUUGCACCCCUCCGUACGACGGACAAGUCUCAGCCGAUUACUGCAAAGAGUACAUGAACCUCCUUGCCAACGACUGUGACACCGACAGUGGCAACAAGCAUGGCGGAACAGUCUCGACCGACGAGUGCUAUAUCUUCAGUAUGAGCGUGACAUCCGAAUCCAAGCUCAGCUGCAAGGGUGGCGAUGGCCAGACGUAUCCGGUCGAGCUAUUGAAUGGAAAUGAUAGAAGGUCCGGUAUCAUGGACAACUUCUGUACGAAUAUUGAGGCGAAUACGUGGGAUGGGUUCCAUGAGGAUUUCACGGGCAGCGGGGAGACUACCAAUCUGUGCACAAUCACUCUUAACAUGGACAACUGUGCUGACGAUAUGACGAUCUCGCAUGAUGAGUCAUGGAGGGCUCUUCGACGUCGGGAACUGCAUGUCUUUCAAUAUGACAGUGUAUGA